AUGGUGAAUGCGCUCAGUUCCAGCGGUGGUCAUCUGGUGUCCGAUUGUGACGAACAGUUGAUCAUUUCGAGUACCUUCAAUCAGCUGGUCAAAAUCAGUGCCAUCAAUUUCAAAGCACCGCUCUCUCACGGACCGAAAAAGGUGAGAAUCUUUAUCAAUCAACCAAGCACCAUCGAUUUCGAUAUGGCCGAAUCGCAAGUUUCGGUGCAGGAUCUGGUACUGGGGCAGAAGGAUCUUGUGUCGGGAUCGCCGAUUCCGUUGCACUUCGUUAAAUUUCAGAACGUGCAGAAUGCGCAGCUGUUCGUGAAGGAUAACCAUUCUGGUGACGAGACGACCAUUAUCGAUCAUUUGGCCUUCAUCGGGUCACCGAUUGCAACGACUAAGAUGGAUGAUUUCCAGCGGGUGGCUGGGAAGAAGAAUGAAAGCCACUAG
Messenger RNA from Topomyia yanbarensis, 432 nucleotides. RefSeq names its product thioredoxin-like protein 1. NCBI's taxonomy places the organism in Eukaryota, Metazoa, Arthropoda, Insecta, Diptera, Culicidae. The record is from RefSeq and is a predicted model, not a curated record. The transcript has a single exon. Bases 1 to 432 code for a protein of 143 amino acids.